This is a messenger RNA of Neopsephotus bourkii (Bourke's parrot), 1019 nucleotides long. It is a transcript of the gene SFR1, whose product is annotated as SWI5 dependent homologous recombination repair protein 1. The transcript has 4 exons. The record is from RefSeq and is a predicted model, not a curated record. The coding region runs from base 85 to 810 and encodes 241 amino acids. Lineage: Eukaryota; Metazoa; Chordata; Aves; Psittaciformes; Psittacidae. Gene Ontology annotation, biological process: double-strand break repair via homologous recombination; positive regulation of DNA-templated transcription. Gene Ontology annotation, cellular component: Swi5-Sfr1 complex.
CGGGCCUCCCCUUGCUCCACGGCGUGUGGAUCGGGCUGCGGUUGCGUUGCUGUGCUCCGUUUCUGGGGUGCCUCUUGACUUUCCAUGGUGCCUCACCUCAGAAACAGCUCCUCGGAAAUUGCUAUCUGUUGUGAGAUGGAAGAACCAGUGCUUGAUAAACUGCCAUCUUUGUGCCAUACUCCAGAGGAUUCUAGGACAGCAGCUCCACAGGCGACUAGUUCAGGGAAACAGCCAAUGAGUGCAGCUCUGAGGGAGCGAUUGAGGAAAACAAGACGUUCAUUUAAUGCUAAUAUUGCAGUGGCAAAGCGGCUGAAAAUAAACACUGAAGAAAAAGACUGUCCUGAUGCUGACAAAGGGUGUCUGCCAAAGACGAGUACGGAUUGUUCCACGUUACAAGAUGGUUCAGAAAACCUGGAAGGAAAUGGCACUGGACAUGUAUGUGUCAAAAGUCCCUUACAGGAGCGUGGUCUCUGUGGAUCUGCAGAGAAUUCUUGUGUGCUACAGACUGAUCUUAGUCAGCAGCAGUCCCUGGAAGAAAAAGUAAGGCUGCUGAAACAAGUGCAAGAGAAAGAAGAACUACUUCGGAGGCUCAAACUGGUUAAGAUGUAUCGAUCUAAGAACAACCUGUCUGAACUGCAGGCUCUGAUAGUGAAAUGGAGAAGUAGUACCCAGCUGAUGCUGUAUGAACUCCAGUCCGCCUUUUCUGCAGAUGGCAAGAAAGUGAGUCUCACUCAACUGAUAGAUACUUUUGGAUUAGAAGACCAGUUACUGCACUACAGCAGGACAGAAGAAGAUUUUGUAGAUUCAUAAUCUACAGGUGUAAAAAGUUUUGAAUUAUACACAUGGAAAAGCAGAAAAGACUGAGUGAAUUCUGAUCACAUAAGUGUUGAUCCAACAGUGGACUUUAUGCUUUGAGGUUAUGAGGGUUUCUUGGGAGAUACUUAUAAAGCUGUGUACUUAAAUACAGUAGGCACUGUAAAAGGCAUUACCUAAGAGAAAACACUGAACUCGUGCUGUUC